Messenger RNA from Cryptomeria japonica (Japanese cedar), 1632 nucleotides. RefSeq names its product BAHD acyltransferase DCR. The transcript is spliced from 3 exons. Lineage: Eukaryota; Viridiplantae; Streptophyta; Pinopsida; Cupressales; Cupressaceae. The record is from RefSeq and is a predicted model, not a curated record. Bases 1 to 1281 code for a protein of 426 amino acids.
AUGGCGGAUUCCGGCGUAAGCUGCACAGUACGGUUGGAUCGAAAAUCCACCAUAAUUCCGGCGCGUCCUUCGCAGCCACGACAAUGCAAACUUUGCUCUUCCGAUUUGCAGAUAUUGGGCAGUUCAUCGGAGGGCGUGGUUUACAUCAACUGUAAUGACACUGGAGCAGAAUUUGUUGAAGCUUUGGCGCCUGAGCUUGGGGUUGCAGAAAUAAUGGCGGAUAACGUUAGUCCUGUUGUUCAGCAGCUCUUUCAUUUGAAUGGUGCUCUCAAUAUGGAUGGCUGUGUUCUGCCACUUUUGGUGGUUCAGAUAAAAAAUAGGCACUCACAUCAACUCUUUACUGAAAUUGUACAACGUCUCUUGAAAAAUGUCAUUUUAAAUUUUUUUAUAUUAUUUGAUAUGCAGGCAACAAAGCUGAGAGAUGGCCUUGCUUUGGGAUUGACAGUAAACCACUCAGUCAUAGGUGGAACUUCACUGUGGCAUUUCAUCAACUGUUGGGCUCAGCUAUGCCGAGACUCAUCAUCACUUACCCCAAACAUUUCUCUGCCGCCUCUCCAUACCCGUUCUUUUGGCACAACUCCUCCUAUAAACCUAAACUUGCAUCACCAUAAGAUUGAAAAGAUUUCCCUUUCCACACUCCCACUGAGAGAAAAAAUGUUCCACUUCACUGCCCAGACUAUCUCCAAGCUAAAGCGAGAAGCCAACCAGGGUGCUUCCAAAGACCCAAAAAUUUCAUCUUUCCAGGCGCUCUGUGCACACAUAUGGCUUGCCAUUACACGAGCUCGAGGACUUUUGCCCACAGAAGAAACCACAUUCAAACUUCCUGUUGAUUGCCGGCCCAGAAUAGUUCCUCCAUUACCUUCUUCAUACUUUGGCAAUGCCAUCCAAAUGGUGGGCACCUCCAUUAAAGCGGGAGAGCUUCUAGGCAGGGGCAUGGGUCAUGCAGCAGACUUACUGCACUGCAUCAUUUCAGGGCACCAAGAUGCUAACAUUAGAGCCCAACUGGGAAAAGCUCCAACUCUUAUUGAAAUGGACAAGUUUAUUCCUAAAAACUGUGUUUCUGUUGGGAGUUCUGCAAGAUUUCCAAUGUAUGAAAAUGAUUUUGGAUGGGGAAGACCAAUCGGGGUGAGAAGUGGGUGGGUAAAUAAGUUCGAUGGAAAGAUGUCUGCAUAUCCUCGGCGUGAGGGGGGUGGAAGUGUAGAUAUAGAGAUUUGCCUCCUUCCCCAAACCAUGAGCGCUUUGGAGUCUGAUCCAGAUUUUCUUUUCUCAUGCUCUCAUUGAGUUCCUAGGUAUGUUGGUCAAUAAUAGCCAGUCCAUUCAUGCUCAAAGCUAAGUUUUAUAGGAUGAAUUAUUGUAAGUGGGGCUGGCUUAUUAGUUCUUCUAGAAUGGUAAGUUCAUAAGGCGCAAUAGUUAGAAGUAUUAUUGUCUAAUAUGGAUCAUAAUAGUUGGAAGCAUAGUUAAGUAUUAUUGUUUAAUUUAGGUCAUAAUAGUUGGAAGCAUUAUUGUCUAAUUUGGGCAUAAUAGCUGGAAGUAUCUUGUCUAAUGUGGGUCAUAAUAGUUGGAAGUAUUAUUGGUUAAUGUGGGUCAUAAUGGUUGGAAGCGUUCUGUUUGAUGUGGGUCAUAAUAGGAAUU